AUGGCAGUCAGUGAGCGGUCAUGUGCCAGUGAGGACAAUAAGCCCAUCUACUUGGCAGUAAAGGGAGUGGUGUUUGAUGUCACUUCUGGAAAGGAGCUUUAUGGACGAGGAGCCCCCUACAAUGCCUUGACUGGGAAAGACGCCACUCGAGGAGUGGCCAAGAUGUCCCUGGAUCCUGCAGACCUCACCCAUGACACUACGGGUCUCUCGGCCAAGGAGCUGGAGUCCCUAGAUGAUGUCUUCACCAAAGUGUACAAAGCCAAAUACCCCAUCGUUGGCUACACAGCCCGGAGAAUUCUCAACAAGGACGGUAGCCCCAACCUGGACUUCAAGCCUGAAGACCAACCCCAUUUUGACAUCAAGGACGAGUUCUGAGGCUCUAUUUACAGGAGCAGGCUCUUGGAAGGGUGAGACAGGAAGACAUGCAGGCACCAGAUUUCCUGCCAAAUCAACUACCCAAAGCCUCAGAGUCGUCUAGAUCCGAAUAAAAUAGAUACUUACCCUGGAAGA
This is a messenger RNA of Carlito syrichta (Philippine tarsier), 510 nucleotides long. RefSeq names its product neudesin neurotrophic factor (gene NENF). NCBI's taxonomy places the organism in Eukaryota, Metazoa, Chordata, Mammalia, Primates, Tarsiidae. Gene Ontology annotation, cellular component: membrane; endomembrane system. The transcript has 4 exons. The coding region runs from base 1 to 375 and encodes 124 amino acids. The record is from RefSeq and is a predicted model, not a curated record.